AGAACAGGCCUUCACCCAAGGAGCUGGAGGAGCUGGAACUGCUGAACAGGGCCUUAGAGAAAGCACUGAAAGUCAGGAAGAGCAUCUUGAAAACUCCAUUAGAGGCCCAGGGAGCUACAGGAGAGAAAUCUGCAAGUGAGGGAUCUGCUCCUAAGAAUGCUGAAGAGCAGCCAGUGCCUGUAGCUGUUGAGGAUAUUCCUGAGAGCACAAAGGAGCUGAAGGACCUGUUUGCCUUGAAGCUGCAAGUGUCAAUGCUGCACCAGGAAGUUGCCUUACAAAAGGUGAUGAUGGCAGAACUGCUGCCCCUCCUGGAGCCCAGGCUCUGCCCAGAGGCCUCUGCAGCUCAGCUCUACCGGGCGCUCUACGCGCAGCUCUGCGAGGGGGGCAGGCGCUUCCCCGUGCUGGUGAGAGACGAGCUGCCAGCCUGA
Merops nubicus (carmine bee-eater) is the source of this 428-nucleotide messenger RNA. It is a transcript of the gene TEDC2, whose product is annotated as chromosome unknown open reading frame, human C16orf59. The record is from RefSeq and is a predicted model, not a curated record. NCBI's taxonomy places the organism in Eukaryota, Metazoa, Chordata, Aves, Coraciiformes, Meropidae. The transcript has 3 exons. The annotation marks the transcript as partial.